AUGAUGGAGUUAUGCAAGAUGCAUUCAUUCUACAAGUACUCCCUGGAUGCCUUUGUGAUGGUCGUCACGCGCGCCAUCACCCUGGUAACCCUUCGCAAGGUGAAGGAGAAGCGGAUACCGACCACAGAGCAGAUGGACGUCGAAGGAGACUUGAAAGAGGACGGGUUGCAGGAGCAGGUCAGCCAGGACGAUGCAGGUGCUGACGCUGUCGCAAAGUCAGAAGAAGAGGAGGAGGAAGAGGAGAUUGUGGAGCUCACAGGGCAGGAGCUCACGAAUCGAGUGAAGCAGUUGGAGGGUGUCGUGACAUUCGCCGUCUUCGCCUACUUGCGGCGUGGACUGUUGGAUGCGGACAAGCUCACGGUGGCCUCGAUGCUGGCGUUGAAGAUCUUGGUGCGGUCUGGAGAAGUACAUCCGGAAGAGCUGAACAUUCUUAUACGAGCUCCUGUCGACCCCCUGGCGUCGCCUAUGCCGGACACAACCAGAAGCUGGCUCACAGAGCAUCAGUGGGCGCAACUGAAGACUCUGGAGCAGAUCAGCGUUUUCAAGACUGGUUCCAACGCCCUCACGAGCACCCUGGAGCAGGACUCCCUCGGCUGGAAGCGCUGGUUCGCGGAGGAGAAAGCUGAGGCUGCAGACUUGCCUCGAGCCUGCCGCGAGCUUUCUGCGUUCCAUCGCUUGUUCCUGCUCCGCGUGCUGCGGCCGGACCGCAUAGGUUCUGCGUUGACACACUUUGUGCAGGCCAACUUGGGUCAAGAGUUUGUGGAGCAGAGUCCCUUUGACAUGAACCAAGUCUACGAGGAGUCGACGUGCCUCACCCCCAUCUUCUUCGUCCUCUUCCCUGGGACAGAUCCGACCCCAGUCAUCGAAGCAACAGCCGCUGAGUUGGGCUUGACGCAGGCUGCUGGAAGCCUCCAUAACAUCUCCAUGGGCCAGGGGCAAGAGAACGUUGCUAUCAAUGCCAUCAACAAAUGCGCACGCGAUGGGCACUGGGUGGUGUUGCAAAACAUCCAUCUCAUGCAGGAAUGGCUGAAGCAGCUGGAACGGUCGCUGGAGUUGAUAGAGGAGUUUGUCCAUCCGAACUUCCGGUGCAUCCUCACCUCAGAGCCUCCCAGCGCAUUGCAGGGACCGCUUUGGCCACUACUGCCCGAGGCGAUUCUGCAGAAAUGCAUCAAGAUCGCGGACGAGGCACCGACUGACCUGAAGUCGAACCUGCGGCGCUCGUACGCAAAGUUCUCACAGGACCAGGUUGAUGCCUGUCAUAAGCCCCGCGAGUACAAGGCAACACUCUUCGCGCUUUGCUUCUUUCACGCCCUUGUCUUGGGCAGGAUCAAGUUUGGACCACAGGGAUGGUCAAAGAAGUAUCCCUUCAACGACGGAGAUCUCACGAUCUGCGCCCAGGUGCUGUGUAAUUACCUCAACAACUCUGAGAAGAUCGGCAGCGAAGUUCCCUGGCCUGACAUCAGAUAUAUCUUCGGAGAGAUCAUGUAUGGUGGCCAUAUCACAGAUCAAUGGGAUCGACGAGUCUGCAACACGUACCUCGUGACCCUGGUGAUUCCAGAGCUGCUCAGCAACAUGUCCUUGGCACCGGGACUGAAGUCUCCAGACGCCUCAAAGAUGGAGUACGCCUCGUACCAGAAAUACAUCGAGGAGCGCUUCCCGGCAGAGAUGCCGCAGCUCUUCGGUUUGCAUCCCAACGCCGAGAUUGGCUUCCUCACGAGUCAGGGUAUCAACAUUUUCAAGACUGUUCAAAUGGUUUCUGGAGCGGACAGCGGCGCAGCAACCGUGGACCUCUUGGCCUGCAUACCCCUGAUUGCCAAGUACAAAGACGAGCUUCCUCCAGACUUAGACAUGCCGGAGAUACGGGGCAGGCUGCGGGAGGAGGACUAUACGCCAUAUGUGAUCACUUCUCUGCAGGAGAGUGACCGCAUGAACGUCCUUGUCGGGAUGAUCAGAAAUUCUUUAACAGAGCUCGAGCUCGGCAUCAGUGGCGCUCUGAACAUCACCGAAGGGAUGGAAGCUCUCUCUACGUCCCUGCAGCUUAACCGUGUGAAUGACAGCUGGCAGAAGUUGGCUUAUCCCUCCCUGAAGCCGCUGUCUGGCUGGUUUGCAGAUCUACUCAGCCGAAUGGAGCAGCUUGUGGAAUGGACCAACGAGAGAUCAGGCCUUCUCAAGUCGAUUUGGAUCUCGGGGCUCUUCAACCCUAUGGCGUUCCUGACAGCGGUCAUGCAGGUAACGGCCAGAAACAAGCAGCUUCCGCUGGACUACAUGACCAACAGAGCAACCAUCCUCAACAUUCUGGACUCCACCGACAUCGUCGGCUUGCCAGUGAAUGGUGUCCACAUACAUGGGCUCUUCCUGGAGGGGGCCAGUUGGGAGGAAGGCAAGGGCGACGAUGAGGGCUAUAUCUCUGACAGCAAGAUGAAAGAGCUUCAUCCGGAGAUGCCAGUGAUCAACAUCUUCUCGGUCCACAUCAAUGAAAUGAGCUGGGACAACAUGUACCACUGCCCGGUCUUCAUCACUCCCGAGCGCGGAGCAACAUACGUAACGCAGGUUAAUGUGCGAAUGGAUCCUGAUGAUGACGAGAAGCGCUGGAUUCUUGCCGGGGCCGCACUCGUCAUGACAGACGACUGA
This is a messenger RNA of Symbiodinium sp. CCMP2592, 2631 nucleotides long. Lineage: Eukaryota; Dinophyceae; Suessiales; Symbiodiniaceae. The record is from the annotation of a GenBank genome assembly.